This is a messenger RNA of Tetranychus urticae (two-spotted spider mite), 1079 nucleotides long. RefSeq names its product globin 1 (gene glob1). Lineage: Eukaryota; Metazoa; Arthropoda; Arachnida; Trombidiformes; Tetranychidae. Gene Ontology annotation, molecular function: heme binding; iron ion binding; oxygen binding. The record is from RefSeq and is a predicted model, not a curated record. Gene Ontology annotation, cellular component: extracellular region; hemoglobin complex. Gene Ontology annotation, biological process: oxygen transport.
UCUGUCAUUCUCUGUGUAAAAUAUAAAUACAAUUGAACAGUUUGCCUUUUCAGUCAAUGUUUUAACCAGCAAUACGACUUGAAUGAACCUUGUUUGUUGUGAAAAUAGUUAAAUUGUUUCAUUGCCUUUGUAUUUUAAUCCAUCAAAUUAACACCUUAACCGAAUCAUCAUCACUCUAAAUUGACUAAUCAUGGCAGAAAGUUGUACUAACGCGCUUUUAAGUGAUGAUGAAGUGAAAGUUAUUCAAUCAAUCUGGUCAUCAGUAAUGAAAGAUGCAAAUACACAUGGAAUGAAUUUUUUCCUCAAAUUCUUUCGAGAAAAUCCUACAUUUCAAGAACGAUUCGCAAGCCUUCGUAACUUGAAAACCGAGGAGGAAAUGAAAGCGUCCAAGCGUCUUAAAGCCCAUGCAGCUUCAGUCUUUCACGCAAUCACUGCCUUGGUUGAUAAUCUUGAUGAUCUUGAGUGUGUUAGUGAUAUGCUCGAAAAAAUCGCCGCAAAUCACUUGAGACGUAAAGUUAAUUGGCCCUUUUUUGAUCGAAUAGCUUUGUGUAUUGUUGCUUUUCUUAGUGAGACUCUUGGAACUCAAAUAAUGGAUUCAAAGGCAACAACCGCAUGGACCAAAGUUCUCAAUGUAAUCACGGAAACGGUUAAAAGAGUUGAAGUUGAACAACUCGAGACACAAAGUGCUUCAUCCUGAAGAUGGACUGUUUUCACUUGCUAAACUUGGACCUUUCCUUUUCUCUGACCAUUAUAAUGAGUUAAUGACAAGCAAAUACAAGCGAUUACAAAAUUUUAGGUGUUAUUUGACUAGCUGUGCUUUAAACUCUAACCUCCCACUUAUGUUUCAACGUUCAUUCAUCUGACUGUUAGCUUCUGACACCAUUAAAUUCCUAGUUUAGCAAUCUGUAACCUAGCUUUCCAAAGUGGUUCUUUCUAAUCAAGUUUUUAUCAUGAUACAUGCGACGACCGAUCAAUUGGAUUAAUUUACUUAUGUUCAAGCUCCAUCUAUCGUUUAAUAAUCAAACAAAAUCGCUCAACAAUUUUGACUUUUAAUAAACUAUGUUUAUAAUCAACUCAAA